AUGCGAAACUGUCACGUUCAGACAAUUCUUUCCGCCAUCUUGCCAAGACCGGACGUAAAUUUCGACAGAGAGUAUCUUCAAAUGCGGGAUAAAGGCAUAGUAGCGUUAGAUUGGGUCAUGAGCGCCCAACCUAAAAUCAAGAAAAGGAGCACAAUUCUGUUGAUUAUUCCCAGUAUAACAGCCGAUGCCUUGAGUGCCGGGGCACUAUGCCAUAGUGCUAAUCAAAGGGGAUUUAAGACGGUAGUGUUCAACCGACGCGGUCACGGAGGCAGCGUUCUGACCACACCUAAACUUCAGAGUCCCGGUGAUCCAUCCGAUCUAAGACAGGUUGUGAAAUACAUCAAAUUAAAAUAUCCUAAAUCCAAAAUAGCAGCAGUCGCUUACGGGACAGGUUGUGGACUUCUCAUAUCGUAUCUUGGAGAGUUUGGUUCGUCAUCAUUGGUAGCUGUUGGUGUAUGCAUAUCUCCGUGCUACGACGUUUCGGAACGUUUUUCUCAUGCUAUGUCUAGUAUUUAUGACUAUAUUUUCUUAUUUCGAUUAAAAGCAAUAUUAUGUAAUCAUUCAAAGGCCUUGUCAGAAGUUAUUGACAUGAACAAAGCAAUGCAAUCGGCUACAUUUCAAGAAUAUGACGCAUCCGUAUAUUGUAAACUUUACGGUUACGACAAUAUGGACGAAUUUUGGGAUCGGAAUAAUCCCAUUCGUGACGUUGACGAUAUCAGUGUUCCUGUGUUAUGUAUAAAUAGUUUGGAUGACCCUUUUAAUGCCGAAAGCGACAUUCCAUAUGACCUUUUCAAAUAUUAUCCUAAUUUCUUAUUGGUUGCUACCGAUCGUGGUGGACAUUGUGGAUUUUUGGAAGGAAUCCCGCAAAAGUAUUGGGCUGAUCACUUAUGCUUGGACUAUAUCGAUGCUGUUUUAGAAUUUACUAUCAAAGGUUACACUCAUAACAAUCGGGCCAUUGUAAGAUCCACUAUAUGA
This is a messenger RNA of Lottia gigantea (owl limpet), 975 nucleotides long. RefSeq lists its product as hypothetical. The transcript has a single exon. The record is from RefSeq and is a predicted model, not a curated record. Lineage: Eukaryota; Metazoa; Mollusca; Gastropoda; Lottiidae. Bases 1 to 975 code for a protein of 324 amino acids. Gene Ontology annotation, molecular function: monoacylglycerol lipase activity; short-chain carboxylesterase activity.